AUGCUAGCUAGACUUCAAUCUUUGAGCACGAGUGUUGUUUCGCAAGCUAAGCUUGUCUCUUCGAAAACGAUCUACUACUCGAAAGUUGUCGGUGAACUUUCUAAACAGGUUUAUUUGAAAGAAAAUCUUCAACCACCUUCUGUCAAUGAUUUCCAAACUGUUUACACCAAGCUGUACAAACGUGCUCUUGGGUUUGCUACGAAGCCUAAGAGCUCUUUGGAAUUUUUGAAAACGCUAGGCAAGAACGAUUUGGUGAAAUAUGGUUCCUAUGGGGUGCAGCUAGCCGGUCUAUAUUCCCUCGGAGAGAUCAUUGGGAGAAGAAAAGUUGUAGGAUACACUAAUUAUGCCGCUCAUCACUAG
Messenger RNA from Lachancea mirantina, 360 nucleotides. The record is from the annotation of a GenBank genome assembly. Lineage: Eukaryota; Fungi; Ascomycota; Saccharomycetes; Saccharomycetales; Saccharomycetaceae.